Molecule: messenger RNA, 937 nt
Organism: Colletotrichum phormii
Lineage: Eukaryota; Fungi; Ascomycota; Sordariomycetes; Glomerellales; Glomerellaceae
Exons: 1
Coding region: 108-440 (110 amino acids)
Source: RefSeq, a predicted model, not a curated record
CUCUAGACCCUGUGACCCUGUGGCUCAGACAAGCAAACGGAUAGAGAAAAGGUACCGGCACAAUACUGGGGUCUUUGGGCGACAGGGAGCAGCUGCACCAUGACGUGAUGGGUACAUCCCACAUGCUGUGGGAGCUUGUUCCUGACUUGGCGCCAGCAUUGACCAGGAUCCACUCCGUGCCCUUGCUACUAAGCGUUGCUGUGCUCUCCGGUGCUCAGAAGCAGAUUUCAACGAUAGCUUCAACCUCCGGAUUACCCCCCAUUCCGCAAACCCCCAACAAACUCCCUAAACGCCCACGCCGAGCCGACCUCCCGAGCCUAGACGUCUACCAUCACGAUUUAUCGAUCGAUCCGCUUGCGAAGGAGAAGCUCGGCCAAUUGGGGCAUACGAAAGGGGCGUUACUCAGCAGGGAAAUCAUUGUCCGGGACAACCGAGCUUGACACCAUUGCGAAUCCCCUUGACGAGGGCGAAUCUACGACUACCCAGCCUUGCCUCUCGAUCCGGACACUGGAAAGAGCUGUUGUGAUUUUGGAUACCAUAGUCUAUUGCUGGGCCGAUUGGAAUACCGAGCACAAGGCUGAGCCUGGCUGCGACGACUAAGCUUGACGACUGAGUCUAAGCCGAACUUGGUUCUAACCAGUUGCUCUCGCCUUGAGAACACCAGCGUGCCCGCCUCUUUUGUAGUAAUAAGUGUCUUUAUUUUGAGGGGGUCAACUUCACAGGCAGCCUGGAAAGUGUUGCUAUUCUCCUCUUUAAGCUCUUUCUCCCUUCAACCCAACACCAACCAUCAGAAUACCACCACCACCACCAAAAUCUCACCAGACACCGCAAAUCGCAAUCAUGACGCUUUCUCGCCUCCUGGUAAGCUCUAACACCUCUCCAAAAAGUUGCGAACGAGCUGGGGACGACAGUGGCUGAUGCGUAGGAUAGCUCCGAG